AUGUCUUCUAACAUUACUCCUGCUGCUGCCACUACUGCCAACCAGGCACUCAUCGCUCUUCUUGGCAGGUUGAAUGAGAUGGGUGAAGAGAUUCUCUGGUCCCGGUCAGAGGAUGAGAGGAUGAGGUUGAGCAGAGCUAUUGCUUCUCAAACGAAUGAUGCCAUUCGCUCUUACCGGGUGAUGGCUACCUACAUCCCCCUUCGCCUGCUCUCCAUGGCGGCUGAGAUCCAUAGGGCUCAGAGGGGUACCAUGCAAUUGGUGCAAGUACCGGAUUGGACCCGUGUUGGGAACAAUGAGGAUAUUUGCCGAGGGCAUCCACUAUACCCCAAGACAUUGGGUCCUGCUCCCACUCCUACAACCCCUACCGCCGGACCAACACUGGUAUCUGGCCCUCCACCUGUACCGGCACCUGCACCUGCACCGGCACCUGCACCUGCACCUGCACCUGCACCUGCACCUGCACCUGUACCGGCGACAACUUCCCAGUCCCCACCUCCAAUGAUCACCUUACCGGCUCCCAGCACAAUCCGCAUUCCUGGCAAUGCAACAUCCGGUGGUGCUAUUGCAGGCCCAUCGAAACCACGUAAACAACAGUUCAGCGCAAGUCCCCCACGUCCAGUCAAGAGGGCCCGAAAGGCUAUUCCAAAGUUGAAACAAGUGUUGACAGACACUGACACUGACAGUGAUACAGUUCACAUGGGCAAUGAUAAGCCAAAGGUGAAGGGCAAAGGCAAGGCAAAGGCAAGGCAAGGGCAAUGUCACCGGAUGGUGAUGUCCGGCACAUGGCCAUGGAAGAUGGCGAUGAUGAUCCGGAAGUUGAUCGGUCAGCUCCGUAAUCCAAAACAAAACAUGGUCAAAAAGAAUUUACCGGCCGUUGUUAUUACCAAAAGGCCAAUGCCACCUCCAGAUGAGAAGAAAAAGGUCGCUGAUUGGGAGGAAUACGAACCAGAGGAAAAGGAGGAGGAGGAGGAGGAGGAGGAUGCAAUAGAGCCUUCUGAGAUACUGGUCAAACCGGGAGAGGGACAAGAACCGUCCAAGUCUGGUACAGAUCAUACCAGAACAGCCAAGGGCAAGGCAAAGAGCAGGGGCAAGCGUCCACAUCUGAGGAUGAGAUGCAUCUGGCCGGAUCAUCCGGUCAUACCAGCCAUAACCAUGGCCACUCACUCCAAGACAACCGGAAAAAACAAGACCGUUGGGCAGUCCAAAGGGAAAGGCAAAAGCAAAGGCAAGUGUCUUAUUUUCGGUAUCAUCAACACUCAGUGUCCCAGUCCUAUUCCGGAGGAACCGGAUUUCAAUGUUGAGAUGCUUGAUGCCCCUGCACUCACCGGCACCGGUCAUCCUGGCACUACUGCAGAUGCAGGACCUGAGGUAUCUGUUGAUGAUUUUUCGGUGGAUCAAUGGAUCAAACCCAUCGAUGACAGUACCCUGCCCCCAGCACCAUUCAUGGAGACACUGGAUGACAUCCAGUACUCGCCGGUCUAUCCAGCUCAUACUCGAAGACCCCCCUCUCCUGUUGACAUUUCUGUACCCCUUCAGCCUCCGCAGCCCCGUCCUUUGACUAAUGUGGAGAUGGAUGCCAUGCUGGCCCAAAUCCAGAUCGAUAUGGAUCAGCUCUGGACAUGCGACGACAUGAUUUGCAAUGACCUGUCCCAUCGUAUUGACUGGCUGCAUGCCAACUACACCGAGCAAUUCGGCACCCAGAAGGGACUGGUAGAUCAGUUGACUGUUCAGGUCAGCGGUAUUGCCCGGUACCUGAGGGACAACCAAAGGACCACUCCAGCGGCAGGCUCAACUCCACCCACAUUCAAUCCACCACCCAUUGUCAUCCCCGAUACCCCCACAUUCCCUGAAUUUGGCUCAAUCAGUGCCUUGGGUCAUGCCAUCACCAACAAUGUCUUCACUCCAGAUGUGUUUUCGACUAACACACAUCCUGGUGGAGAUGGCUCACUAGUCACAAGGCAUGAGCAGGCAUCCGCACCCACCUCUACCUCUACCAUCAACCCUGUCCCCACCAUGGGGGGAUUUGGUCCACUCAGUCGUCCGGUUAGUGCACUUCCGGUACCAGCCCCUACUGUCACAAUGGCAUCUAUGCCCUCCACUAGCACCCUUCGCACCAUGCUCACUGGGCCACCAAAUCUGCCAGCAGAUGGCAACAAGGUCGGUCAGAUGUACUAG
This is a messenger RNA of Suillus discolor, 2175 nucleotides long. RefSeq lists its product as uncharacterized. NCBI's taxonomy places the organism in Eukaryota, Fungi, Basidiomycota, Agaricomycetes, Boletales, Suillaceae. The record is from RefSeq and is a predicted model, not a curated record. Bases 1 to 2175 code for a protein of 724 amino acids. The transcript has 9 exons.